This is a messenger RNA of Peronospora farinosa, 1722 nucleotides long. NCBI's taxonomy places the organism in Eukaryota, Oomycota, Peronosporomycetes, Peronosporales, Peronosporaceae. The record is from the annotation of a GenBank genome assembly.
AUGAUGAAGCUUGAGCUUGAGAAGCAAAGAGCUUUUACCACUACAAAUAGUGAUGAUGUUAAUUGUAUUACCACCACCAUCACUCGUGGUUCACUCCAGACGUCAAGUGACUAUAUAAUACGUGCACAACAAUUUGCCGAUGCACGUGUACACGAGACACUUCGCAAGUAUUAUAGUAAUCGUGCAGCUGCUUCGUAUUCGUCCGAGGAUUCCCCCGGUGUUGAUCGUUCCAAGUGGAAACCAGUCAAAGGAGGUGGUCGACAUCAUGCUAUCUCUUGCUACAAGAAAGUAAUCUCUAGAGGCUCUUUUAAUGGUUUCAAGAGAUCUCACAGGAACAAAAAGUCCUUGAGUGCCAAGGACACACCGUCCGUCUCUGAUCAGGCUGAGCUGCUUGCUAUUGGAGUCAUGCCCGGUACACUUGAGGAUGUACUACACGGUAUUGUGAACCUCACACCUGAAGCCAUGCAGAUUGAAAGUGCACACGCCCAGUGUGAUCUACUGGACAGCCGCGUGCUGACCACGCUCGUGGCUCCCUCGACCGAUACACCGUUCCGCUCACUCACACUCAAGUGGGCACUGCGCCAUCAUGAAGUACUGUCCAGACAUCGAGACUAUGUGUACAUGGAAGCCACUGGAGUACUGCGCGAUCCACAGGACAAUGGCGCAAAGGUCGGCUACCAUCUCGUGCACUCGGUGACGCUGUCGUCUGCUCCUGAACUGGCACCGGAAAUGCAAAUCGUGCGCGGCCACUUGUCGUACUGUUAUCUUUAUAGACAGCACAGCGAGACCCAAGUCAAGCUCUUUUUUCACGGAGGAAUGGUACCACGUGGGGGUGCAAAAGACCGUUUGGCCUUUGCUCUGAUGUCGGAAGCUGUGCUGGCUGCGCCCAGUGCCAUCGAGUGUGCAAUGAUGAAAAAGCUGGCCUUUUCGCUGCGUACCAAACACCUAAGAGCUUGUCAACCGCCUUCGCUGUCGCUGAGUCAUCGAGAGGACAACUUGGGUCAGAUCCGCGGACAAAAGAGCACAUCUGGCAGCAGCAUAUUACGCGCCUCACCGACGACUUUUGACAGCAACCGCAGCAGUAGGGCAUUUGAUGGAGGUCUCAGUGGUAGCAAGUGCCGCGUGUGCCGUCGCUCUGUGCGGGCGUUUUUCAGUGGAAAAGUCACUUGCUGCGAAAUGUGUGAAGAACCUGUGUGCAACCGCUGCAAAGUGAACAAGAAAGUGUUUGUGUUUCAGAGAGGUGUGCUUCAUCCACAAAAGAUGGACUUCUGUUCUGAGUGCGUGGUGACUACAAACCGCCUAAACGCUGAAUGGGUCGCGUCACAGGAACUUACUGACGAUGUGCGACCGAGCGAGGGAAGUAGCUCGUCGUCGGAAGAACAAGGCUCCAAGGCUCCAAAUCUUGGUCUAAAAUCUCGGAACGGCGGUAUGUCGAGAAGCAAUGGAAGCCGGACCACUAUGUCCUCGGACAGUCAAAUGGAGCAAUCGGCAUCUCCAUUUGUUGUAUGGCUUCCAACUGACUACUUGCACCCGCGUCUCACUUGCAUCGACCCGAUGGAUAGUGAGUUAGAAGACAAUUAUCCAAGUGACGAAAACCCUGAGAAUGAAGGCUACAAUUGGUGCAUGGAAGACAGUUUUAUUGACACGGAGGCAUUUGUGACGAUCGAUGACGAUGACGCUAUUCCCAUGAUUGACGUUUCAUCUGAGGAUGAGGAGGACUAA